AUUUCAGUUUCAGUUUUGAAGAUCACUCGCUGUGGAGCAGUCGCUCAGCAGGGCGGAAAGAGAAAGCUAAAGCUAAAAAGCUGAAAUAAUAUUGCAAAUAAAAAAAAAACAUAUACCAACUCGAACUCCAUUUCGAAUUCUGUAAUUGACCACAUUUGUGUACUUAAUAUGUGAAUAAAUAUAGAAGUUGAGCAAACAAAGCUGGUCUCCCACCAGAAACAAAAAGUCACACUUCCCAUAACAAUAAUAAUAUAACCCAAUGUCAAUAUCAAGCGAUCGUGAAAACACUCGAUCGUUCCAAAUCCGGGGUCAGAAGCUCUCCGGCUGAUUAACACUCCGCAUCUCCGCAUUCACGGCUCGAAAUAAGUAAACAAAAAACCCACAAAUACGGCAAAUACGAGCAGCUAGCUCAACAAACGCUUGGAAUAUAGAAAAACACGUUUCCACAAAAAAGGUGCUCUCGCACAACAACAAAUUAACCAAAUAAAAAAUAACAAAUAACACAAAUUGCUGUCGCUUUUUGUUAUUUGUUAUUGAAUACACGAGCACACGCAUUCGAAAUUAAAGGCCCUGAUUCUGGCCAUUACCGAAUAUGUCGAAAAGCUGAGCUCGAAUCGAGAUCGCGCGGCAUUUGUCGACUUGAGCUUGUAACCCGAGCAGCCGUGACCGCAGAAAACCCAUUAAAGAUACUAGAUAUCCAGAGAGAUUCAUACCUACCUAAAGUACAAACCAGAGGUACAUAUAUAUCACACAGCGAUAUGGAGCGUUCGCAUAGCUGUAGUAAUUUCGAGGAUGGAAGGGGUGGCAUCAAGGUCGUCGCUGGACCCUUGGAACAGUUGGCCGGCAGCAGUGAUCAGCUGGCCAGCGUUCACUUUCCGCCCAGCAAACCGCUGCGCAGGCGCAGAAAACUCCAAAGACAACAGUCUGCCGUGGAUGCCGAUGAUAUGGAAUAUGCCGCCGAUCUGGAGGAGAAUGCCGAUCCGGAUGUGGAGAACAUGACGCCCGUAGUUCCAUUGCCUUUGCCCUUGCGUCACAUAUCAUCUUCGAUGAGUAGCCGCUGCCUGCGCCACGAAGAAUCCUUCGAGUCCUCCAGCACAGCUCCCGAGUUGAGUCCCCAGGCUCAGAGACAGCAGAGAUUUAGCAGUUUACUCCUCCGAGAUAGUUCUGUAUCUGUACAAUCCGACUCGAGUCGCUAUUCCAGUGUGGAUAGUCUGCUGGAGGCCCGCAAGCCCGAUCCCGAGGCCAUACUCAUCAACCUGGGCUUUGGACCCCUCAGUUCCGAGGAUAUGCUGUCCAGGAUACCUCGGCGUUUCCUGAAACCCUCACAAGUGCCUGGUAUCGAUACCGAUGCCUUUGUGCAAAGACUGACUUUGGCUCGCUCCCUCGCGGAUUCGAGUGUUUUGGGCUAUAGAGGUCUCACCGGAAAUCCCGAUAUGCCACCCUCGUCCAUUGUGGCCAGCAUUAUGAAGCGCUUCGAGGUCAAUCAUCAUCGCAAGAACUCCAUGGGUUCCAUCAAGCCCACCAUACAAUAAGCCAUAGCCAUAGGUCAAACUCCAUACCACAAGUCAGCCAAAUAGAGGACAUUUUCGUAACGUUAGUUGUUGCCAAGCGGGGUUUUUGGUGACCCAUGACCCCUGUGAUCGUCUUGUCUUGUCCAUUAGUCCAUUUAAGUGCCGCGUACUUAGCUGUGUAUCUGUAUUAUUGUACCAAUACAUUAAUUAUUAAUUUUUUAAGUAUGAAUUAAAGAUGAUAUUAUGUUAA
This is a messenger RNA of Drosophila suzukii, 1761 nucleotides long. RefSeq names its product Ki-ras-induced actin-interacting protein-IP3R-interacting domain olf186-M (gene olf186-M). Gene Ontology annotation, molecular function: signaling receptor binding. The record is from RefSeq and is a predicted model, not a curated record. Lineage: Eukaryota; Metazoa; Arthropoda; Insecta; Diptera; Drosophilidae.